Messenger RNA from Helicoverpa armigera (cotton bollworm), 1752 nucleotides. It is a transcript of the gene Wbp2, whose product is annotated as WW domain-binding protein 2. Gene Ontology annotation, cellular component: nucleus. Gene Ontology annotation, biological process: positive regulation of DNA-templated transcription. Gene Ontology annotation, molecular function: chromatin DNA binding; transcription coactivator activity. The transcript has 7 exons. Bases 168 to 1040 code for a protein of 290 amino acids. The record is from RefSeq and is a predicted model, not a curated record. Lineage: Eukaryota; Metazoa; Arthropoda; Insecta; Lepidoptera; Noctuidae.
AAUUCCUAACAAUGUCAAUGUCAGUACGCAGAAAGCGAUAAAAUCGGGUUUUUAUUCAAUGUUUAUUUAAGUUGGUCGGUUGUAAAAACAGCGUAGCUAAGUAUUACCUAAAUCAGUAUUUCGAAAAGGGUUCAUAAAUCUAUUUCAUCGUUGUAUAACACAUCAAAAUGUCGCUAAAUACGGCUCAUGCCGAUCACGGAGUAUUGAUACAUGCAAGGGAAUGUAUCAUACUGUUUUCGGACAAUGUCUCAGUUGAAUUCUACGGCAAUGACACAACUGAGUUCACGGGUGUCAAAACUGGGCGCAUGUAUUUGACAACACAUCGCAUGAUUUUCAACUCAAAAAGCCGUUCUGAGCCAUUGAGAUCCUUCAGUUUCCCUUUUGUUACAUUGGAAGAUGUUACUGUUGAGCAGCCUAUGUUUUCUGCUAAUUACAUCAAGGGUAAAGUUCAUGCACAAGCCAAUGGUAACUUCAUAGGUGAAGUAAAAUUCAAGAUAGUAUUCAAGUCUGGAGGUGCCAUUGAGUUUGGUCAGGCUAUGCUGAAAGCUGCACAUCUUGCCACUCGUCAUGUGUCUCCGAGUGCCAUGCCUCCCCCGUACGCACCGCCUAGCGGGCCGUGGUAUGCGGCUCCCCCACCGGCCUAUGCACCACCUCCACAGGGCUACUACGGAUGGGUGCCUCCUUACACGGCCUUCCCCGAUCAGCCACCACCAAACUCAGUAUUUGUGUCCGACAACCCCCCACCGUACCCGGGCGUGAUGGGCAGGCCUUAUCCGCCCGGCACUGGCUACGCCGGCGCCAGUGCCCAAGACUCUCCGUCGCCAACAGGUGCAGGAUUUCAGCAUGGCCCCUCCGCACCGCCUGGCUACCCUGGAGCCCCGGCUGGCAUGUCCGGCAUGUCCUCAAAUGAUGCUAAGGCUGCAGAGGCCGCACAAAGCGCCUAUUACGAUCCUAACAGGCCUCAGACAGCUUACGUGCCCCCACCUUACAACGAUCAACCGCCGACUUAUCAGGAGUCGUUGUCAAAGAAAGAAAAUUAAUGCAUUGUCCACAUUUCCAAAUGCCACCAAAGAACUCAUGUCUUAAAGGUCAAGAUGAGUUCUACAUCCCACUGGAAAAAUUGGGGGAAGAGGCAGACAGUGACUAAACUAUAUUAAUGUAACAUUCCUAAUGUCUAUUGAUAGUCGUAGCUAGUUUUUGGAACUUUUUGAAAUCGCCCGAAUCAUUAACAAAAUGUAUCCAGAAAAAUUUAUGUAGUUUUGGAUCCUGGCUACGUCUUUCUUUGGAGUUUGUUAUAUUAGCCUUUGCACUUUAAUUUAGUAGUUCAAAGAAUAUAAAUUAAAAAUCAUUUAUCAUUUAGAGAUUUGGGUUCAUUUAUACCAACUGGUUUUGUAAAUGUUUGGUUCGGUGAAGUCUGAAAUGCUGUUAAGUACUGAAGGAAUGAGUAUGAAUGGACCCCUGCAAAUGUUAUAAUUAAUAUAAAAUAAAUAGAUUUCUUAUAUAAACAUGUUACAGCUAUUUACAAUUAAUGUGAUAUUUUAUUAUAAAAAAUAAAUCUGUAUUCACUUUUACUGUUGUAGAUAAGAAUCUAAUCAAAGUGUAUAAUGUUUGAACAAUUGCCGAUUUAUUUUGUAUUAAUAUUAUUAAAUAUAGUAGUGUUACGACUGUGUAUUGAUAAGCUGUAUAUUUAUUAUUUCCGUACAAAAUUCAAUGUACACAAAAUUAUAAGCUUAAUAAAGGCUUAGCUUGUUA